AUGGCAUCAUCCUCGUCCUCGUCCUCUUCAAUCGCGGCACGGGAUCAUGAAAUUCCCGAGACAACAACUGCGAUGCCUCAAUUGGAUACUCUGAUUACCCACCUCUUAGCCGCGAAGCGUUCACUUACCUCAAUCAACCAUGUUUGGCGUGCAAAUGAGAUAGUCACUGCUGCUCGGUCCGCCUUGGAAGAAAGUGUCGUGGUGUCCUCCCGGACAGGUUUUCUACGUCGGGGCCUUAACAAUCAAAUACGUCUCCUCUUUAAUGUCCGAUCGGAGGUAGAGAAAAUAUCAUCUCGUGGUCGGGAGGAAUUCUCAGAAGCGCUCAAGAGUUUGGAUGCUGCAGACGCCCGUCUUCGAGGUACACUAGAUCUUCUGAGGGAGACUAUUGUCCAUGCCUCAUUUCGCCCCAAGGAUGAAGAAGAGAAGAGUCUACAUGAUUUUGUGGACGAACGCGGGGUGGCAGAGCUGCAUGCCUCCCUCAAAAGUUCUAUUGACCGUACAAAUGACGCGCGUGCUGAGCUAGAAACUUCUAACUGUGAAUUCGAUGAUGAACUUGAUGCUGUUCGAAAAGCGCUGCGAAAUUACAGAUCUACUGCCAGAAUGGCAUCCUCGCGUGCAUCAGCGUCUUCAUCAUCCUCAUCCUCAUCGGAACUCGAUUUUCUUGCACUAUCGUUGAUGCCAGGCAGGCUCCGUUCACUGGAGUCGCAUGCGCAAGAGAUGGCCGAUCUUUUGUCAUCCCUCGUUACCCACUUUGAUCUCUGUGUCACGGCAGUCAAGCAUACCGAGGGUGGGGGUGCUGUGGCUCGUUCCAUCACCGGCGAUAUGUCUGCCGAGGUCGGAAAAAGUGGUGAAGGCCUAUCUAACAUUGGCCAGGAAAUCAAUGCAAAUCUGAAUGCCCCACUGGACCCCAUGACGGACCAAGAGUAUGAAGAAAUGUUGCAUGUUUUGGUGAAAGAUGCGCUCGAGGCCGACGAUGUGGUUAUGGAAAUCCAGGACCGAAUCAGUGAAAUGGAGUCCGUCUUUGAACAAGUUUGUCUUCAGCGUGAUGCCUUGCUUUCAAUAUCAGCAGCCACUCUCGAGGUUCAUUGCCAUCUUUCUACUCUAGCUUCUACCCGUUUGCCCCGGUACAUAUCGCAAGCUCAUAACUUCACCCAAGUAUGGAGUGAAGAGAAUGACCGCUUCAACUCCGGUUUAACCGAACUCUCCGACUUACACUCUCUGUACGACGGGUUUCUUAACGCCUAUGACAGUCUAAUACUGGAAGUUGCUCGCCGAAGGCAGGUUCGUCAUCGCGUAGAGAAAGUUCUUCGUGAGACAAGGCACAAGUUGACUCAAUUGUACAACGAUGAUGUUGCUGCUCGUGAGGCGUUUCACGUGGAGCAAGGUGACUUCCUGCCAUCGGACAUUUGGCCGGGAAUCGGACAUGCCCCUAUGCAUGUGAAGUUCCAGCGCAUUACUGGUGGCCAUCUCGAAGACGCCUUGCCGCAGCCAGAAGGCCAAGAUGCGCCUCCUAGCGAAGCACCAGUUCCCACUGGCACCAUAGUCGAUGCGGACGAAGGCAGUACAGAGGGAGAAAUUAUCCCCGACUUGCCAAAAGAGGUGGUUGAGCAUGCGUAUGCACGUUUAAAGGCUCGAACUCGAGAUUUUGUUUGA
This is a messenger RNA of Penicillium malachiteum, 1653 nucleotides long. Its product is annotated as autophagy-related protein 17. The transcript has a single exon. Lineage: Eukaryota; Fungi; Ascomycota; Eurotiomycetes; Eurotiales; Aspergillaceae. Gene Ontology annotation, biological process: activation of protein kinase activity; autophagy of peroxisome; autophagy of mitochondrion. The record is from RefSeq and is a predicted model, not a curated record. Gene Ontology annotation, molecular function: protein kinase activator activity; molecular adaptor activity. The coding region runs from base 1 to 1653 and encodes 550 amino acids. Gene Ontology annotation, cellular component: Atg1/ULK1 kinase complex; phagophore assembly site.